CCAGAAUCAAAAUUCCAGAAAUGUCCAAAACCAGAACCACACUUUCUUCCGCUUCAAGCCAAACGGCGCCUAUUUGCCCUUGUCACUCUCCCUCAUCACCCAGAGGAAGAAGAUAGAACUGUUCUACGAAGACGAGCUGAAUUGAAGAAAAAAUAAAUCGAAAAUGGUUGGUGCUAAUCUGAAAGCAGAGACGUUGAAGUCGAUGGAGAAGAGAAGCGCGAUUGAAGCCGAGAUGAACGCCAUCAUCGAGAAUCUCUGUCAACCCGGCGGACCUGGUCUCUCCGGAAACCUUGUCGAUUCUGAGGGUUUUCCUCGAGCUGAUAUUGACAUUCCUGUUGUGCGAGCUGAACGACGUCGUCUUGCUGAGCUGAAGUUUGAUCACAAUGAAAUUACUGAGAAAAUAAAUGCAAAUAUUCAAGUGUUACAUUCGUCAAGGCAUGCUCCUACAUCUUUAUCCUCCAAAGAUUCAGGUGUUAAUUUGGGGUCAAAUAAUCAAAGUGCAUCAGUUGCCAAUGCCAUUGCAUCUGUAUCCUUGCAUGAUGCCAUUUCAAGAGAUUCCUCCAGUUCCAAUGUUGUGGAUGCCAUUUCUAGUAUACCCUUUGCAAUGGUUGAUGAAAUAGCUGAUGCAUCACCAGCAGCAGAGGAUGGUUUACAGCUAGGAGAUCAGAUUGUAGAAUUUGGUAAUGUUAAAGCCGGAGAUAAUUUGCUACAGAUGCUUGCUGCUGAAGUUCAGGCAAAUCAGGGUCAAGGAAUAGCUAUUUUAGUUCUGAGGCAAGGUGCUCCAGUCAACUUAACAGUAACUCCCAGAACAUGGCAAGGGAGGGGUUUGCUAGGGUGCCAUUUUCGGAUCAUUUAAUUCAGCAAUGGACCAGAACAUGGCAAGGUGUUUGUUGGUUCUUAUUUCUGUUAGUCAUGAGACAGUGGCUGGGUAUGCAUGUUAGAGUUGGAACAUUUGCCUUUCCCUCUACAAAAAAAUACUGUGGACAGAAAUGGAGUUUUUGUUGUUGCAAACGAACUUUGAAUAUUAGUUACCUUCUCUAUGCAAUCUCCCUCUGAGCGUGUGGGUGUGUGUUGAUGAGGUCCAUCUGUUGCUAGGUGUUUUCCAGGGUCUCAUUCGCAUUGAGAAACUAUAGCCAUUACUUAAUGCUUCAAUGUUUGAGAAAGGAGCCAAACCAAGCAAGAUCAAGAGAGCAUUCAAAUUUAGUUCUGGAAUGAGCAGGUACAGUUGUGAUAUAUAUGUAUAUAUAUAUAUAUAUAUAUUUUUUUUUUCCUUCUUCUUCUUCUUCUUCUUCUUUUUCAUAUCAAGAAUGAAGUCUCCCUCUGCUUGAUGGAAUACUGAACCCGUAAAAGAGGUCUGCGAGGAAGGGAAAGGUGAAGCUUGUUGUUGCUAGGGCAAAUUGGCAGUGUAAAUACUAAAUACAGAAACGCUGCAUGUGUUGGUAACAAUUGAACAUGGCUAACAUUACCUGCUCAUAAUUUUGUUGGGCAGUAGACAGGAAAAUUAAUACAAUGUCUUCAUUUCC
Rubroshorea leprosula is the source of this 1523-nucleotide messenger RNA. The record is from the annotation of a GenBank genome assembly. Lineage: Eukaryota; Viridiplantae; Streptophyta; Magnoliopsida; Malvales; Dipterocarpaceae.